This is a messenger RNA of Glycine soja, 1862 nucleotides long. RefSeq lists its product as uncharacterized. The transcript has 2 exons. Lineage: Eukaryota; Viridiplantae; Streptophyta; Magnoliopsida; Fabales; Fabaceae. The record is from RefSeq and is a predicted model, not a curated record. Bases 872 to 1654 code for a protein of 260 amino acids.
AUCAAUAAGCAUUCACCUGAGCACAUCCAGAAUGAGAAGACUGUUGCAAGUGGUAAUAAAACAAUUUUCUUUUUUGUCACUAUUACUUGACUAAGGUCUUAACCCCAUAAGUGGUGUCUCUGGGGUGAAACCAAUCAUGCAAAAUUAGUAGUACUUUUUCCAUGUCGGUAUACCCCAUCCUCACUCUAUAUUGAACUUAACCAGCUUGCAUAUCGGAUUUUGUUGGUGUGACAACUGUAAUGUUAAGAUGCCCGAAUCCAUAUUUGGAUCGAUUAUUCCCUUCAUGUAUUUGCUCUUUUUUACAAACUUUAAGAAACUUUUGGAUUUGCUGACAAUAAACAAUUUAUUUGGGGUCCUUGGCUUUGCGUUAGUCUCUUGCUUGCUAGUGAUUAUUUUUUUAUCCCCAAAAGUUAGUUAUUAUUAUUAGUUCUUGGGAGCGUGAAGAUUUGAAACCGCCACAUUUCUUUCUUUUUCUUCUUCAUUCAUCACUACACCAAUCUUAUACCCUUUCUUGUUUGCUAGUGAUGAAUCAUGAACCCACUCUACUUGGUUAGAUCUAACUUGUUCUAGCAUAUGAUUUGACAUGCAAGUAUAGAGCAUUGUAUUCUCCUUUUGAAGCAUGGACAUAAGAGUCAUUUUAUGAGCACUGAAGAUGUGGAGUUUAGAAUCCAUGUCCAUGGUGACCACACAUCCUUAAUUAGUUGUAUAAGGUUGUCCCACACACUUCUCCACGUUCAUUUGCCUUCACUCGCUUCUCUACUUCUCUUACUUUUCACCACCACCACACCUGCCGACAGGCCUCUACUACUCCCUUCAGCCACCAAGUGUUAAGAAAAUCAUUCUCUGUCUCUCUCUCACACACACAAAAGAAAUGGCAAACAAAAACUUUCUAUGCAUUAUAGAAGAAAUGGAUAGGCUUUGGUUUCACCAUGCUAUUCUUUUCUCAGAACCAACAGCAUCAUUUCUUUCAUUACCAUCUCCACCAGAUGAAGAAAAACCUAUUCCCACAUCAGAAUCUGUGUCUUGCUCAUCAUCCAUUCUUUCUUCACCACCUCCACCAGAUGAAGAAACUUCAACGGAUGAAUCACCCUCUUCAGAGAAACAACUCUCAUCAGAGUCAAUAUCAGUGCCUCUUCAGGAUGGUUCAAUCAACAAUGAAGAGGAAACGAAGGAAGGGUUGACUAGAAUGAACCAAUCGGAUAACAGAACUCGUUCACAUUCAUCCUCACCAUCAACUCAAAACCGUCACAGAAAAUUGAGGAAACCAGCUACUACUACUUGUGCAAGGAAACUGCAGAAAUCCAUAAGCUGCAGAACACUUGGGGAGCUAGAACUUGACGAAGUAAAGGGUUUUAUGGAUCUUGGUUUCACGUUCAAGAAAGAAUAUCUUAGUCCAAGAAUGAUGAGCGUUGUCCCAGGCUUGCAGAGACUUGGUGUAGUGGAUGCCAGAGAAACGGUUGAAGGAAAUCAUAUUGAAGCAGAGGAACAAAAGAGAGACAUCAUGAGACCAUAUUUAUCGGAGGCAUGGCUUAUAAAGAGACCCGAUUCACCGCUACUAAAUUUGAAAAUUCCCAAAUGUUGUUCAUCUUCCAACAUGAAGAAACAUCUUCGGUUCUGGGCUAAAACAGUGGCCUCAGAAAUCCACCAAGAAUGAGUUAUGGCCAUUGGUCAAUACUCAAAAAUAGUCACAAUUCACAAACUUAAGGGAAAAGCUCUAUAGUAAUAGUUCAUAAUAGGUUUUUUUAAUUGCGUGAGUUGGGUCCAAGGACUCACUAGACCAAGACAAAUUUUAAGGUUCAAGAAUGCUUAUAAAGAUACUUACAAAUUAUCCAGCAACAAAGUUCUUAAAUCAGUUGCAAAAA